This is a messenger RNA of Suncus etruscus (white-toothed pygmy shrew), 985 nucleotides long. It is a transcript of the gene NUDT7, whose product is annotated as nudix hydrolase 7. Gene Ontology annotation, molecular function: acetyl-CoA hydrolase activity; magnesium ion binding; coenzyme A diphosphatase activity. The record is from RefSeq and is a predicted model, not a curated record. Bases 71 to 886 code for a protein of 271 amino acids. Gene Ontology annotation, biological process: coenzyme A catabolic process; nucleoside diphosphate metabolic process. The transcript has 5 exons. Lineage: Eukaryota; Metazoa; Chordata; Mammalia; Eulipotyphla; Soricidae.
CCCCGCCCCGCUCCAGCUCUCUGCGCAUGCUCAGUGGAGUCCGGUCCCGAAAUAAACUUUCCUGUGGACUAUGCCGCGGCCAUACCCGCUCCCGGGACCCGUCAGGCCAUAUCUGGCUGUGCUCAGGACUUACUCCUGGCUCUGGGCUUUGGACCAUAUGCGAUGCCAGGGACUGAAUCCGGGUCAGCCAUGUGCAAGGCAAAACUUGAUAGAGGCGGCCAAGGCCCGCCUGAAAGCGCAUGACAUCGGGGCCAAAUAUUCUCACUUAGCAUAUAAAAAAUACUCUAUCCUGUUGCCACUGUUGGUUAAGGAAGAGAGGCUCCACCUGUUAUUCACCCUCCGGUCACAGAAGCUGAGGCAGUGGCCAGGAGAAGUGUGUUUCCCUGGAGGGAAGCAGGACCCUGCCGACGUGGACGAUGUGGCCACUGCACUCCGGGAGGCCCAAGAGGAAGUGGGGCUGGAGCCGAAGCAGGUGGAAGUUGUUUGCCACCUGGUGCCCCAUCUGCUGCUAGAUAAAGGUUCCAUGAUCACCCCAGUUGUGGGGUUUAUAGACCACAACUUCCAGGCACAGCCCAACCCUGAUGAAGUUCAGGACGUGUUCCUGGUGCCCUUGGACUAUUUCUUGCACCCCGUGACCUACCAGCAGAAGCACUUUGUCAAGAAUGGGCAUACCUUUCCCAUCCAUUGCUUCCAGUACACCAGCCCUGAAAAUGGGGUGACCUACCACAUCCGGGGAAUAACUGCCAGGGCGGCCCUGCUCGUCGCCUUGAUUAUUUUGGGGGAGAAACCCACCUUUGAGGUUGAAUUCAAUCUCGACAAUCUCAUCUCAUCCGCGGAAGAACUCUUUUUAAAGUAUUACAAACAGGACAUUAACAGCAAAUUAUGAUUCUAGAGGCCAAUACUCAGUAUUGUCAGUAUUUCAGAGACGGGUUUUCGCAUCUACUCAUGGGCUCACAAAACAGUAAUGACAACUGUUAGAAUUUGA